AUGGCGAGACCGAGGCCUCGAAUCCGCGCCGUACCGCGAGGCCCGGUGCUCCUCUUCCUCCUCGUCCCGCUCAUCUACUCCGUGUCCAGGCUGCACCCCUGGGCGCCAGCGGAGAAGGGCGUGUGCCUGCCACCCCCAACCGCGCUGAAGCGGCCUGACCGUCUCGUGCUCGGCCCCGCCGCCGGACAAGGCCACCCCGACCGCCUCCAGUGCCAAGGACUUAGAGCUCUGAACAAGAUUGACCUAUCAAGUGAAGAGAACUAUUCUGGAGAACACAUUUCUUUUGUUACUGUAUUCACAACCUACAAUUCUGUCUCAGCUGGAGAUGGCAAAAUUCCAUCUGAUUCUGUAACUGUUGGAAACCAUUCUUAUAGCAAAAUAGAAAGAUCCAUGGCCAUUCUGAACACUUUCAUCAGUUUCAUAAGGGUAUCAAUGCCAAGAAGCAACGUGAUCAUAUUGACUGAUCCUGGUUCAAAAAUUUCAGUAAAUCAAGGGAGUGCUACACUAUUGCCUAUUGAAGGAAACUAUUCUCGAGGAAAUUUGAUGCUUCAAAGAAUAAAGACAUACAUUAAAGCCAGCAAACUUCAAAUUAAACUCUCUUUUUUCAGAGCUGUGGAAUUCUUGAAACAAGUCCUUGAAGCUUACAGCUUAAGAUAUAUUAAGGCUUCCCAUAUGCUUGGUGACCAAUUAGCACUGGCAUGGGUUGUCAAGUCUCAUCGACCAUCGGCUUUUGGAAAAUUUUCUAAGCAUGAGGCAUUUACUGGUGAAGUUAAUGGAGCAUCUGUUCUCUUCUUGCCUUGUGCUGUUUAUAAUUGGACCCCGCCUGAGGGUGCUGGACAGUUUCAUGGUAUACCCUUGGAUGUUAAGGUAUAA
This is a messenger RNA of Miscanthus lutarioriparius, 873 nucleotides long. The record is from the annotation of a GenBank genome assembly. Lineage: Eukaryota; Viridiplantae; Streptophyta; Magnoliopsida; Poales; Poaceae.